Molecule: messenger RNA, 1991 nt
Organism: Ipomoea nil (Japanese morning glory)
Lineage: Eukaryota; Viridiplantae; Streptophyta; Magnoliopsida; Solanales; Convolvulaceae
Exons: 2
Coding region: 645-1772 (375 amino acids)
Cellular component (GO): membrane
Molecular function (GO): glycosyltransferase activity
Source: RefSeq, a predicted model, not a curated record
UAUUCUAAUUGACUGCUAAUAUGUAAACCUUAAUACACCUUAUAAAGAAAGAAAAUGCAUUUCCCCUUCUUCCUUGUCACCUCAAGGUGUAAUUUCACUUUCUCUAACUCCCAUGCGGUGGAAAGAUCUCUCGGUUGGUGCCACUCAAUUAUCCUCAACAGCCACCCAUCAAUAAGCGGUGGAAAGAUCUCUAGGUUGGUGCCUUUGCUUCAUAUUUAGAAUUUUCUUGUAAAUGGCAAUUUGAAGAUAUUCUGGGUUUUGGUUUAUGUGAUCAAAUUAAAGGAUUUGAACUUGGGUGUGAGUGAAGUGCUGCAAUUCAAGAUUAUUGGUUUUUGUUAGCAAGAAUUUUGGACUGGGAUCAUUGUGGGUUGUUUAAUUUACUGUAAUUUCUGGGUUGCUUGUUCUUGAGUAAUGAUUUUACAUGUGCUUUUGAUGCAAAAAUAGUGCAUACCCAGAUGAGUGUUUUUGUUUUUUGGUAGUUAAUUGGAUGCUAUUAUGAGAAUUAGUCUUCCAAAUACUGUCUGCCUACUGAACCAGUGAGCUAAACACGUUCGAGCACUAUUUUGAAAAUUCUUCUCCCAAAUACUGCCUACUGAACCAGUGAGCUAAGCCCGUUCGGUCACUAUUCUGAGAAUUCUGUCUCAAUGGAGGGAGGUAAAGAUCCACCACAACUGGUUAUAAGCAAGGGAGGCCAACCUAGGGUUUUGCCAAAGAGACUCUUGCAUUUAUUUUUGCUUCUGUGUUUUGGCUUUUCAGUGGUCUGUAUUUAUACAAUCAAGGGGUUUGGAGCUCUUAGUGUAGUGAAUAAUAUAGUGAAGCCUAGUUUGGAAUCCUGGCCAAAUGGUUUGGAGCAUUGGCUUAAGCCUCCAACCAAUUUGACACAUUCAAUGUCUGAUGAAGAGUUGUUUUGGAGGGCAUCUUUGGCGCCGAGGAUAAAGAAGUAUCCCUUCAAAAGGGUUCCCAAGAUUGCGUUUAUGUUCUUAACUAAAGGGCCGUUGCCAUUGACGCCUCUUUGGGAGAGAUUCUUCAAGGGGCAACGGGGGCUGUUUUCGAUAUACAUCCAUUCCUCGCCAUCAUUUGAAGCUGAUUUCCCACCCUCAUCGGUUUUCUAUAGAAGGCAGAUACCUAGUAAGGUUACAGAAUGGGGGACUAUGAGUAUCUGUGAUGCAGAGAGAAGACUUGUAGCCAAUGCACUGCUGGAUAUAAGAAAUGAAUGGUUUGUUCUACUAUCAGAGUCCUGCAUCCCUCUGUUCAACUUCACCGUCAUCUAUCGCUACUUAAGGAGAUCAAAACAUAGCUUCAUUGGUGCAUUUGAUGACCACGGGCCAUAUGGGCGAGGGCGUUACAACACAAACAUGGCACCCGAGGUAAACAUUACAGAUUGGCGAAAAGGACCACAGUGGUUCGAGAUCAACAGGAAGCUCGCCCUCUACAUUGUAGAAGACGCGAAAUUGUACCCAAAGUUUGCUGAGUUCUGCAAGCCGCAUUGCUAUGUGGACGAGCACUACUUCCCAACCAUGCUAACUAUCCAAGCCGGAAGCGUCUUGGCCAACCGAAGCGUCACUUGGGCCGACUGGUCUCGAGGUGGCGCCCACCCCGCCACUUUUGGGAGCUCGGACAUCACACCGGAUUUCGUGAAGAGGAUCCUUGAAGCUCAUAGCUGCCUGUAUAAUGGCCACAGUAUAUCAAUCUGCCAUCUUUUUGCCAGAAAAUUUGCUCCUGGUGCCUUGGAACCUCUCAUUUUGUUAGCUCCAGAAUACUUAGGUUUUUGAUGGAUAGGGAAACGGAUUUCUAACACGCGGCCAACUCAUAGUGAUUUAUCCCUCUACUAUCUUGUUGGACCGUAAUAUGGACGCAAGGGAAUUUCACUUUUGUGGACAAUGAAAAUGGAUUUCUUAAAACAGAAAAAAAAAUUCAUUUUUAGUUUGGACUAUUGUAGUAUUCCCAUAUUUAGUCUUAUUCUUUUAUUUUUACCCUAUUACAUCUUUAUC